Messenger RNA from Amoebophrya sp. A25, 4874 nucleotides. NCBI's taxonomy places the organism in Eukaryota, Dinophyceae, Syndiniales, Amoebophryaceae. The record is from the annotation of a GenBank genome assembly.
CGUUUUAUAAUUGUAUUUCCUCAACAUGACGACAAGCGGAAGUUCUUCUGCAAUAUUGCAUGGUUCAGUUUCAAGCGAUUCGGAGUUUGUCGAGGAGGUGCUCCUUGGAUUGGCAGGCUAUACAGGAAGAGCUGUAGUGGGGUCACCCGACUCUUUCGCCCUACACGCGAGCGUUGUGGUCCGACCAGCGGAGCGCCAACUAUGCAACCGCCUGUUGCGCGCCGGUUUCCUGUGUCACGAGCUCGAGCAGUUUGUGACGUGUGCCCACCUGAAUCAAACACAGGCUGCUCUCUCGAUUGCUUAUCCAAACUCGGGCAAGAAUCGUGCUGGGCCCUAUGGUGGCAGCGAGACCGUGGGUGGCGCGUCCUCUUCAUCCUCAGUUGGGCUGAAGACAACCUCAGAUGGAGGAGUCAACAACGGACCAGGCACAGCUGGAGGUUGUACAACGAAUAAAGCGGCGGCGCGCGCAAGUGCUGCAUCUCCAUCGAUAGGUCUUUAUGGCUUUGCUGUUGCGGAAACGGUAGAAGCGUAUUUAGAGCAAUGUUAUCGCCCACUCCUCGAGCGCUUGGAGAAUGAGCUGGCGUCGUCGACUAUGGUUCAAGUCAGUGCGCUAGUGCAAGAACCACUCGUGGUUCUAGAAGUGCUCUCUGAGCUAGUCCGACACGUAGAGACGAUGAACAAGGCGGAACUCGAAGGAAAGUAUGGUCUCCGGCCUGGUGCGUCGUUGGGGUCCAUGCUCAUUGACCAUGUUGCCAACCUCGUUGAGACGACGCGUGACGCAGCGCGCCCGGUUUUGGGUCUUUGCUUGACGAAGCUCACUGAAGUAUUCGUUCGUCAAUUGUCAGCCUGGUGUGUCCACGGCACGCUCUGGGACCCCUUUCGCGAGUUUCUUGUGCACUAUAGGGAGCCUGGCUAUCAGCAGGAAACAGCUGCACAGCGAGCAUCUAGUUCAGAAUCUCCGACCAGGCAGGUAGCGUUUUCAAUUUCCGAAUGGCUAGCAGAUCUGGACGAUGUCGAGGAGUUGUCGCCUUCUUACGUGCGCUUUCUGUGGACGCGUCAGUACGACGUGGACCCCGCCUUUGUACCGCAACUUUUUGUGCCGCCAGAGGAGAGCGCGAAAUUCGCAGACAAGGUUCUCUUUCUAGGCAAAGCGGUUCGGGCGCUUCUGCUCUCUCGCGCUGGUCUCACUGAGGCAGAGGCGCACUCCUGCUUACAAAGGUUAGAACAACUAAUGCUGGCAUUGCGGGCGAGAUUUCCACCACUUACCUCGAAUCUCGACGAUGAUGAGAGGAACAGCUUUGACAUUAAAGACUACAGGAGGAUAAGAUUAAGAAAGGCACAAAUGCCAAAUUCGGUGCACGUCGACGACUACCACGCUGAGGUCGGCACAACGACUGACGUUGGCGAAGAGGAUGAGGACUCGUCUGUCUCGACCGUUUCAGAAGAAGACCUAGCAGAGGACGCUGCUGGAGGCGGUCCCGGGAAGAAGAAACGAGACGUGGCACGACAAGGCACAAGACUGAGUUCCGCCACCGUCGCUACGACCAGGCGGCGCAGAAAGUAUAAGCCGAGCCAAAAGAAUACGAUUUCGUCGGCGAGAACAUCAAGUCAUCAUGCGCAGUGGAAAGCGCGACAGAAGAACGAGCUCUCAGGCUCUUCUAAAAGUUUUGUGGGUAUUCAGAAUGACACUAGUAGUCAUAUCCCACCUGCAACCUGGGUAAUGGAAGCAGCGCUCUCCGGAAUUCGUGACGUCGUUGGACGCAAGCUGCGACAGCUCGUAGUUACUCGUGGAGACCUGAUUCAUCACCUGAGGGACAUGAAAGGGUUCUUUGGUUGUUCCUAUGGUCCAUUUUUUCAAACUUUUCUUGACCAAGCGCACGAGCUGUUCUUGAAUCCACCAACGUUAUUCGCAGAGACAGAGCUGGCGCAUGGCGCGUGGGCUGCAGCAGGCCACACGGAGGGUGGCUUCGAAGACGCAACCUACUACGAUAACGUGGACUUGCUUCGGAAAAAGGAGAAACGCUUCUCAGCGUCGAUGGCAGAGGAAAGAAAUUCAGCAAAGCAGCUUAAGACGAGUACGACCUCAACGAAGCGACGCGAGCAACAGAUUAGAACGCGUGAGCUGCAAAGUAGGUAUGACACGAGACACGCGGACUCCCUUGAGGAUCUUGAUUGUAUCCAGCGGCCACUGGAGGACGUUGCCUCGAGACAUCGGCGAUACCAAGUGCGGCUGUUGAACUCACGUGGAUUCAACUUCCAGGACUUCAUAGAGUGCGGACAGCUUAUCGAGUGUUCUGGAGGCGCUCGCGCAAGUGCCAAUGGCAAUCUAGAGCUCACACCGGCACAACCUGUAGGAUCUACUUCGUUGAAUAAUUAUAACCAUGGGUCUUUAGCAGGAGCAGGAAAAACAAGGCAGGGUCUGUCGUCCUUUGAUGAUCCCGCUUUUUCCCUUUCUCCUAUGGUUUGGGUGGCAUCAAAGCACAUAAUUGCGGAACCUUUCAGGUCGAGCUUCUCGUUUCGGUUGAAGCCUUCUCAAACCCGACGAUAUUCAGACGAACCCGAGUUGGAUACGGGAGCUCGAUUUGCACUUUUGUGGCAAAAUGCCGCUGAUCCAAGUGAGGUGGUCAAGGAUAGCCGUCGAAGACAACUGGUGGCGCAAGAACUCAUGUCUGCUUUCUCAUCACCAGGAGCUAUGACUGAUGACAACGCGACAGGUGGGCGCGGUUGCGCACCGGGGCAAUAUCAGAAGAGCGAUCAUGGUCCUGGAGCAGAGACAUCUUCACGCUCAUUAGAGGAGAGACUCUUGGAGAAUACAUUGGGGCUGGAAAUUGUGGUUCUUGGCGACCAACUCGCAGCUCGGGUGGCUAUUAAGCGGAAAACCAACCACGAAGUCUUUUGUGAAGGCGUGACUACAAUUGGCGACAGCAGUAGCGAGGGAGCGCAUCUAGUACGUUCACCAAGCCAUGACUCUUCCAGCACAGACGAGCGGUUUUUCACCAUAGAUGUUAGCUAUGACCGGAAUCGCUUUGCUGUUAGGCUCGACGACCGCUGCUUGGUGUGCGAGGCACGGGAUGUCGACCUUUACAGUGUCUUGGGUGCGGAUCCGUUGGGCUGCGGGUACGUCGGCCUGCUCUCUCUACCCUGGGAAGUUGGGACCUCAAGAGCAAAGCUGGGUAACAAGCAAAACGACACGCAGACUACACAUAGACGUAGUGUUCGAGAGGACCCUGGCAGCCAUGUCGAGCAGUACGGCGAUGACGACGAAAUCGGUGUGUCCCUGGCCUCGGUCCUUGUUCGUCAAUGGAAGCACAGCGUUGUUCAACAUGGAGCCGAGGAAGAGUUGAUGAUCGACCCCUGGCAUAGGGAUUUGAAUAUUUCUUUUGAUAUUCCCUGGCCAUUGUCACUCAUAGUCUCAUACGAAAAUCUUCAGAGCUACAACAGGCUCUUUCGACUGCUUUUUGCGUACAAACGAGCGCUGUAUGGACUCUCACGGAUCUGGCUUGUGCGCAGGCAGCCAUACCGACCUUCCAAUCCAGAGAGUACUUCUUAGAGGCUAUCUCGGUACGACGUAGUGAAUACUGAUCACUUGGUUCUAGUACGUGAGAAGGAAUUAGGCGGUAAUAGAAAUAACACCAAGUGGGUUUCAUCCAACUACGAUUAGUGUGUUCUUGUAUGAUAAUACACAAAUAUUUAUUUUUAUUCUUGGUAUUCAGAGAAGGCAGUCAUCCCAAAUCAUUUUAGAAUGAAUUGAACCACCACAGCGCGGCUACAUUUCCAGCACCAGUUCCAGAGCGGGCUUUUUCGGCACCGUCUGUAUUUUUUCGUAACGCAAAUUCUUCAGUAUCUGCAACAGGACGUGAUUGAGUCGGCCUUCUGCGGUCUCGAAAAAGAAGUAUCUCGCGUGGCAUCUCUAUCGACUUCCUCUUUGUCAUCGAAAAAGGGUGGAGAUCAUGGUGCAGGAGGAAGCCAAGAGGACGAGCAUGUGGACUAUAGUGAUCAUGAGGCAUUGUAUGAGGAAGAUCAUAUCAGCAAAAGAAGCAGUUAUGAAUUGGCAGACUUCGAAGCGCUCGCGCUUGGGCACCAGCAUUUCCUGACCCAUGUGAUUGGAGAUUGUUUCCUCCUUGAACCGAAAAUUCUUCGAUGCCUGUUGGCAAUUGUGUCUAUAAGCAAUCGCUUUGUGCGAAUAGGAAAUGUUGCUGCAUCGGCUGCGACGUCCUCAAGCAGUACUGGCGCAAGAUCAGUAGGCAGCAUUGCACAACAACAGCCAGGAGGAGUAUCGGGUGCGGGAACAGCGCCUUCGCAGACUGCAUCAUCAACGCAGUACUUGCAAAUGGAAGCCCGUCUGGAAGCCAAAUUGCGGCAAGAAUUUCAACAGGUAACAAUCGAACUCUUCCAAUUAUUGGCUAGAUUGCAGUCUUCCUCAGCGAAACUCCAGUCACUACUUUUGCGACUGAAUUACAACCAGGAACCAGGAGAAGUCGACUGCUGAACAGCACCAGGAAGAGCGUGUUGGUGUUGCAAUUAGCAUUAGUACGUCGAAUGGAGGACUCUAGGCGUUUUGAAUUCUGUCAAGAUGCAUGUGGCUAGAGUUAUGUAUGACGCACGACGUCGUGAAAACAAGAAAAAUAUUUUCAUUUCUGACAGCAGUAGCGGCCUGCGAUUGCCCUCGCUCUGCAGAAUCUGAGCCUUCGUCCAUAGAUCUAUUAUAAUACUGGCAGUAAGAAGCAUAGUUCUUGUUAUAAAGGAAUUUAUGAAUUAUAAAUAUAUAUAUAUCUGAGGUGUUGAGGUUGACUUAUUCGUGUCUGACAUUUUUCGCCUUGCAGCGGGCGCUGUGGAAUUUCGAAAAAUCCAUUACACAUCUUAUGGAUUUGUUU